Molecule: messenger RNA, 2664 nt
Organism: Candida albicans SC5314
Lineage: Eukaryota; Fungi; Ascomycota; Pichiomycetes; Serinales; Debaryomycetaceae
Gene: DEF1
Product: Def1p
Exons: 1
Coding region: 1-2664 (887 amino acids)
Source: RefSeq, a predicted model, not a curated record
AUGGAAAGAAGACAAUUUAACACAUCCAACAUUAGAAACGGAACAGGCCGUCCUCGUAAGACUCCCAGAUCCAAGCUCUAUAUGGUUUACCCCCCACUUUCAGGUGAGGACUCAACAAAUCCUGAACCAGAAGAGGGUAGUUCACAGGAAAACAAUCCCACAGAACCUAGUUCCUCACAAUCAAAUUCAGUACAAAAUCAAGACCAAAGUGAAGACCAGAGUCAACUACCACAACAAGAACUGAAUACACAACAAGAGCUGAAUACACAACAAGAACUGAAUACGCCAUCACCCAGGGCGUCAAACACAUCAACUGAAACUCCUGCUCCUUUAAGUCCCAUACAACCAGGAAUUCGAAAUAUUCCUCUGGGAUUAUUAUUACCACAAGAAAAAGUUGGCCGUCUUAUGGGAUAUCCAUUUUACCGCGAUUUUAAUUUUACCCUAAAUCCAGAGAGAUAUCAGAAACUUAUUUAUGUGUUUCAGAUACUUAAAAAUGCUGCUCGUAAUCACAGAAAUGGAGCUUCUCUACUUAGAAAGUAUUUCCUGUUAGCGAGAAGGUCUAAAAGAACAACAGACAUGUUUGUAACCACCAUAGAGGAAAUGCGGAAGAGGCUGUUGGAAAAUAGUCGUAAGAGAGAGCUCGAGGAAGCGCAAGAAAGGGAAGAGUCAAAUAAAAGACAACAUACAGAAUCAAGUGCAGAACCAAAUGCAGAACUGAGUACAGAAUCAACUACAGAAUCAAAUGCUGAAUCAGGUGCUGAACCAAAUGCUGAACCAAGUGCAGAAUCAACUACAGAAUCAAAUGUUGAAUCAGGUGCUGAACCAAAUGCUGAAUCAGGUGCUGAAUCAGGUGCUGAACCAACUGCUGAAUCAAAUGCUGAACUAAAGCAAAGAAUUUGGGAAAUUUUGAGUUACCGUUUAGAACAAUCAAAUAAUGAAACAAAUAACACGGGUGAAUCAAAUUCAACAAGCCAACAACCAAGACAAUUGCCAAACAAUGAACUAAUUAUGAAUAUCAGAGUGUUGCAAAAGAAUACCCAUGCUAAACCUGUACUUGGAAGAAUCAAAUUUACUCCAGAUAAAUCCAACAAAACAUCAUUAACGGGUCUGCAAAAUAAAGUACAUUCUACAAAUACUCAACAAUCCCAAAAACAUCCACAGCAGAUAUUAACUAACUCUGAAACACACAAACCUCAGCAAUAUCUGGCUCAACUGCAACAGCAAAUGGUUCAUCAAACUAAUUCUCAUGAACCUCUGCAGAAAAGAUCACCACCACCACAACAACAACAACAAAAACAACCAUCGGUACCAACAUCAUCAGUACCAUUACAAGUAUCACAAAAACAAAAUCAGCAACAACAAGAACUACCACUUCCACCUCAACCUCAACCUCAACAACGAACUGCACCUUCUGCAGUAAAACAGCAACAACUGAUGCAAAUGCAACCACCACCACAACAACAACAACAGCAACAACGUCAUCAACCGUUGCAGCAGUCCCCACCAACAAUGCCAUUGCAGCAGCAGCCAGUCCCACCAGUGCAACAAGUACAAACAGUACCACCACCACUGCUGCAACCACAAACACAACUUUCACAGCAACAGCAACAGCAACAGCAAGCUCAAUUGCAAAUGCAGGUGCCACGGUGUUACCAAUAUCAGAAUCGACCACCUUCACAACAGCGUCAAUACUCACAAACACCGCAAUAUAAUCAACCACCACCACAACAAAAGGUCUAUGCUCUACCACCACAACAAGUUUAUGCUCCACCACCACGACAAGUUUAUGCUCAACCAACAAUAGCAUGCAAACAACAAUAUCCACAACAAUUGUAUGAGCAAGCACCGCAAGAAGGACUGUCAUAUCAACACCAUUACCAACAAGUGCAACAAAGGCAAAAUCAACAACCUUAUAUGCAGUCAGCACCUACGUAUCAACAGCCUCAUGUUCAGACACCAAAAUCAACACGGUCAAAUAAACAAGAAAAGCAACGACUUCCAAAAGGACAAGAACAGGUUCCAAAAGCAACACGUACAAUGUUCGAGGCAUUCACAGGACUGAACAUAGCGGUGGAGAAAUUAAGACAACGAACUUUGGAUAAUGGAAGAGAGCCAGAGAGGUUAAGGACAGAGUAUGUAAAUGUGUUAUCACUGCCUGAGAGAGCUGCUGAGAAAUCUACUUCACGUUCUAAACAAUCAUCGAACCAGAAACCGGUAGUGAAGCAACAAUCAUCUUUCCCCCCUCCAAUAAAACACCAACAAACACAAGAACAACAGGGAAAUAUAUUGCCACCAGUAUCACAGUUAUUAGCAAUACAAUCAUCGACGGUAACUUCUCGUGGUUCCAAUGCCAGUGGUGCAGUAAUGGGUAGUGGUAAUACCCAACGUGUUGCUAGUAGAUCAUUCACAAAUACUUUUGUUGCUGAAGCUGUUGUUAACAAUGCUAAUAAUAGAGGUGGACCAGUACCACCAACAGGACCAGAAACUAAUACAAGAGGUGGCAGAGCUAGUACUAGAAGUAGUGGUAGACCUCGGGGUAAUCGCAGUACUCAAAGAGCUGAAGGGAAUGUGACAGGAAGAGUAGCAAGAAGCACUGACGGUUCUCAAAGUCAAAAUAGUGGAAAAGCUUCCAAAAUUUCAAAUAUCAGAAAUUUGUUAAAUUGA